Messenger RNA from Anopheles stephensi (Asian malaria mosquito), 1559 nucleotides. Its product is annotated as UPF0605 protein CG18335-like. Bases 545 to 1420 code for a protein of 291 amino acids. NCBI's taxonomy places the organism in Eukaryota, Metazoa, Arthropoda, Insecta, Diptera, Culicidae. The record is from RefSeq and is a predicted model, not a curated record. The transcript is spliced from 6 exons.
GUGGCACUUUUGUGCCAAGUUCAUCGGAUGAGGCUUGCUGUUUAUUCUUUUUUUUUGCGCUUCUCUAUCACUUUCAACCUACCGUUUGUACGGGAUCGGGUUUUCCCACGCUGUGGCGUGUCGGUAGGGUGUGCCAUUUUCAUGCCAGCGCCGACUAUAACUGACACGCUAUGCGUCAAUGAAAAACAAAACAAAAAAGUGCUUACUGGCUUUUAGGAGGCCGACAGACAUUGAAAGUUUGUGGUUGAUUUGACUGGGUUGAUAUUUAUUGAGCCGCAGCAUUCGUUUCUAUAGAAGAGCAAAAACGAAUGCCAGAAAAGGUGCAGGAAAAGCCAUUGGGUUGUGUACUCUUUUGGUGCGAAUUACUGUUUGGCAAUGAAUUGUUUGCGGCUUGUGGUGUCAGUUUCACCUUGAACCCGGUGUGAUUUGGCUCAGCUGUGUUUCAAUGAGACGGCCCUGCCCGAUAAUCAAUAAUAAUAUGGAUAGAAUUUAUGUGCUGGAGGGUUUGUACUAAAUAUGCUAUACAGGCUAUUGUCCACAGUACAUGUACCGCAUCGGUAAUACGUACUCGUCUCUCACGCAUCGACUACUGAUCGAUCCGACGGUGGCCCACUCGGAAAAGCUUAUCCUUUCCGAUCGAACAAACGAUGAGUAUUCGCUCGAACGCCAGCCCGUAGCUACCCAGCUGGAUGAUGACGAUCGGCGCCGGGAGGACGAUGAUCAGCGGGAUACGAUCUACCACCACACACCGAUGCCCGGUUACGAGGGUUACAUUCCGCGUACGAAGGACAAGUUCGGCAAACGGUACGCCGUCACCACGACCGAAGGAUUGUCCGAGUUUGAGCGAGACUGUCAGCGUACCAGGGCACAGCUGAAACGGUUGCGCCAUCGCGUUCCUCAACCAAUUUCAACCAUCUCCAAAGGAAGUCUGGGCGAACGGAUGCUUCGAUUGAAUGACUACGAGAUACCGCUCCGAUUAGUGCGUCCCGAUGCGCUCAGCGUAGUGAAGGAGGUGCCGGUGGAAAAUUUACCUCCGCUGCCCGGUUUGCCGUACUUUUCCCGUGACACACCACCGAUGGCACUGCCGAACGAUCAUCCGGAAAAGUGGAUCAAACUAGGAUACACUGGCCACAAACCCUUCCUAUGGCCACGGUUCGGCGAGGCGAACGUACCGCUAACGUCGAAAGCGCUGUGUGAUUUUACCAACAGCUACAACCAUCGGCGAAGCACCGACUGGGAACCGAUCACGUUGGCCGGUGCCGGAACGUCGCAACCGUCGGCGAGGGUGAACGAAAUCUACCACAAAACGAUUGGCCUUCUGCCGAACUAUCAGGGGCACGUGCCCGGUGCUAUGUUUAGGUUUGGGAAAACCUUCGGCAACGAUAGCAAGGAUGCGAAGAAGUAUCUGAAACGGUGUUGAAAAAUGAAAAAACGGGAACAACUCUGGUGAUACGUUUUUGGCAAAACAAAACAAAAUUCACCAACCAGCGUUAUGGUGCCGUGAGUGAUGAUGAUUCUAUUUGUUAAACUUUACCCCGAUUGAUCCACUCCCAAGGAUA